UUGCUCUCAAUUUGCAUCCUGUCACAUGACCCACAGAGACACAGACAGCACAGACACACGGACAGCACAGAGACACAGACAGCACAGAGACACAGACAGCACACACCUUGCAGGAUGUCGAGUUCUUUAGUCGUGUGUGAGGUGGAUGCAGUUCUGCAGGAGAAACUGAAGAAGUUUCGUUUUCGUAAGGAAACAACGAACGCAGCCAUUCUGAUUAAGAUUGACAUGGAGAAACAGCUGGUGGUUAUGGAGGAAGAGUAUGAGGAUAUUUCUCUGGAUGCGAUCAGGGAGGAACUUCCAGAACGUCAACCUCGAUUUAUAGUUUACAGUUAUAAACUGACCCACGGGGACGGCAGGGUCUCAUACCCUCUCUGUUUCAUCUUCUCCAGUCCUGUGGGCUGUAAACCAGAGCAACAGAUGAUGUACGCGGGGAGUAAGAACAGACUCGUGCAGUCAGCAGAUCUCACUAAGAUUUUUGAGGUUCGUAAUCCAGAUGACCUGACAGAGGAUUGGCUGAAGGAGAAAUUGUCAUUUUUCCGCUGAAAACAGCAUCAUGAAGUGAUUUUAAAAUGAAGCAUAGAUCAGAGUUUAAACAUGUCUUUAUGUUGUAAGAUUAUUAUCAGAAUAAACUUCAACAGGUCUUAUUCUUUUAUUACACAUAGUAUUUACAAAACAAUCUAAAGUUGCAGUGUAAACACUUAAGGGGGUUCAUGAAUCAUGAUGAACUAAUAUUUCAAUUAAUUCUUACUUAAAUAUGAACUAAUGCUGAGUUAAUGCAUGUACUGAUCAUAAACUAAGUCAUCAUCAUUAACUACAACAUUUUACAUAUAAUUAAUUGUUAAUUAAUUAAUACAUUAACUACUAAAAACAAAGUCAUGUUAGUUUAUGAUAGUGCAUGCCUUAACUCAGCAUUAGUUCAUGUUUAAGUUAAAAUACAUUUAUGAUUAAGUUCAUUAUGAUUCAUGGACCCUUAUUAUAAAGUGUUACCCAAAAUAUUUGGUACUCAAGUGUGUGUAGUUAAAAUAUUUCAUCAUAGUUAUAAAAAUAUUAUACUUCAUAUGAUUUCAUGUUCACUAGUUCGUUCUUUUGACAUUUUUCCUGAAAAUGUGUUUGCUAUGUAUUAAUAAAUGCUUUGAUAUUUUAUAAACCAAUACAAUAGCAUUAAAACUAUGUAUGAUACCUA
Molecule: messenger RNA, 1183 nt
Organism: Paramisgurnus dabryanus
Lineage: Eukaryota; Metazoa; Chordata; Actinopteri; Cypriniformes; Cobitidae
Gene: gmfg
Product: glia maturation factor, gamma
Biological process (GO): negative regulation of Arp2/3 complex-mediated actin nucleation; actin filament debranching
Cellular component (GO): cortical actin cytoskeleton
Molecular function (GO): actin binding; Arp2/3 complex binding
Source: RefSeq, a predicted model, not a curated record